AAAAGUAGAAGAGGCCUCUUGGAACAUCCUCCUCUCCCAUUUCCACCAAACCCAACAUUGACAAAACUAUCCUACUCCAUCUGCUCUUUUCCGUUGUCUUCCCUUCCUCAACAACAACCGAAAACGCCCCCAGGAAAAGGGAAGUCAAGAGGGUUGAAUUUAGCAAAUGGAGGGUCUGAUUCCAAUGAUGUACAGAGCGAUAAAGAGGAACCGAGUUCGGAGCCGAUACGAGUGCUUGUCGGCCGGCGCUUCUCAGACGUACAAUGUUGCUGACUUCUACAUGAAUGGUCAGGCUCAGGCUCAGGCUCAGGCUCAGGUUCAGCCCCAUUUGUAUUUGGGGCCUGCCAGCGACAAGGCGAUUUGUGACCAAAGCCGUCAUCGCCGUUACCGCUCGACCGGAGAUUAUUCGUUCGGGCUCACGCCUGGCGGCGAUGGGGACGACAUGAACGCGUGGAAGGGCGUUGCUCCGCAUUCGAAGCAGGUGGUGAGGUUCAGAAGAAGCCACAGCGUGCUCUCUUGUUUUACCGGUGCCUAGGUAGCUUUCAUUACGAAAUUUCUCAGUCUCUUGCUCUUCCUCUUCCUCUUUUGGUAUGGUUUGGUUAUGUCGUGAAGGUGUUAGGAUUCAGGAACAUGAAGUCUCUGUUCAAGUCUGUAAAUUUGGGUGCUCCAGAGACAGAAGAAGUCUUUACUUUUUCUCUGUU
This is a messenger RNA of Rhodamnia argentea, 701 nucleotides long. RefSeq lists its product as uncharacterized. The record is from RefSeq and is a predicted model, not a curated record. Lineage: Eukaryota; Viridiplantae; Streptophyta; Magnoliopsida; Myrtales; Myrtaceae. The transcript has a single exon. The coding region runs from base 167 to 535 and encodes 122 amino acids.